Betta splendens (Siamese fighting fish) is the source of this 962-nucleotide messenger RNA. RefSeq names its product histone H2B 1/2. Gene Ontology annotation, molecular function: protein heterodimerization activity; DNA binding; structural constituent of chromatin. NCBI's taxonomy places the organism in Eukaryota, Metazoa, Chordata, Actinopteri, Anabantiformes, Osphronemidae. Bases 46 to 420 code for a protein of 124 amino acids. The transcript has a single exon. The record is from RefSeq and is a predicted model, not a curated record. Gene Ontology annotation, cellular component: nucleosome.
CUAGUUCCUAACAGCACAUUCUUUUGUUACCUAACUGCGUCAACGAUGCCUGAACCCGCCAAGGCUGCGCCCAAGAAGGGCUCCAAGAAAGCCGUGACCAAGACCGCCGCUAAAGGCGGCAAGAAGAAGAGGAAGACCCGCAAGGAGAGCUACGCCAUCUACGUGUACAAGGUGCUGAAGCAGGUCCACCCCGACACCGGCAUCUCCUCCAAGGCCAUGAGCAUCAUGAACUCGUUCGUCAGCGACAUCUUCGAGCGCAUCGCCGGCGAAGCCUCCCGCCUGGCGCACUACAACAAGCGCUCCACCAUCACCUCCAGGGAGAUCCAGACCGCCGUCAGGCUGCUGCUGCCCGGGGAGCUGGCCAAGCACGCCGUGUCCGAGGGCACCAAGGCGGUGACCAAGUACACCAGCUCCAAGUAGACGCUGCUACGAGCACCAGAAAACACAAAGGCUCUUUUAAGAGCCACACACUGAACUGAAGAACAUUAGACCUGUUGCUGAGGUUGUUUACGUGAUUGUCAUGGUUACAUGUUACUAGUGAUGGUGAGAUGAAGCCACAUGAGGCAUUAAACCACUUGAGCCAAAUAGUUCGAGAACUAGUUUAUCUCUAGAAAGCUUCAUGUGCACACAAGGCCACCUAGUGUAUAAUCACAGGCAGCUGUAUCUGAACCACAAUGCGUGAUUCAUUGAAUUGAACAGUGCCUGUAAUGUUUGUUAGAAAUGGCUAUGAAUCACAAAGUGUAUGACCGAAAGUCCAUAAUUAUUAUAUUUAAUGUAUUGUAUAUUUAAAGUAUUCAUAUAACUAUUACUGACUAAACCUGGACUCUUACUCACAGAGCAGAAGUUGAAUAUGUUGGUAAAGGUGAAUCAUGUAAAUCAAAGAAAGCAGAAAAAUUCUGACAAACAAUAUCAACUCGUGUCAAUAAACCAGAAACCGUUAAUAAACUGUCAUCAUUAAAGUA